This is a messenger RNA of Oncorhynchus keta (chum salmon), 2390 nucleotides long. Its product is annotated as transcription factor PU.1-like. Gene Ontology annotation, molecular function: DNA-binding transcription factor activity, RNA polymerase II-specific; sequence-specific DNA binding. The record is from RefSeq and is a predicted model, not a curated record. Bases 20 to 1162 code for a protein of 380 amino acids. Gene Ontology annotation, biological process: regulation of transcription by RNA polymerase II; cell differentiation. Lineage: Eukaryota; Metazoa; Chordata; Actinopteri; Salmoniformes; Salmonidae. Gene Ontology annotation, cellular component: nucleus. The transcript has 8 exons.
UAGAAGUGGAAGUAGAGUAAUGGUGUCGGUUUUAAUGCUCUCAGCAUUGUUUUUCUCAGCUCUGUUUGAUCUGAUAGUGGUCAACUGUCAACAUUUGUAUUCAAACGCGCUAAACUCACAAGGCUUUUCUAAAGUCAUCUUCAUGCAUAUGAUGGAAAGCUACAUCAUAUCAUCUGCAUCCGAAGAAAUAAUCUCAUAUGAACCCGAGAAUUAUAGAUCACCAGUAGAGAUAUACUCAUAUCUCACCAAUGUUGGAGAACUUCACGACGAAAACGGUUGGGACUACCACUCUGACAGAGGCAUGCACCAGAGUGACUUGUUGGAAACUACCUCACAAGAGAGCCACCUGACAGAGCUCCAGAGUGUCCAUUCCCAACAACUCCUCCACCCCUAUCGCUACCCCGAUACCGACACCCUCCACCUGCCACUAGUAGACCCAGGACUGGGACCCCUAACCCUAACCUCACAGGUUAGUUCAACUCUAGUAGACCCAGGACUGGGACCCCUAACCCUAACCUCACAGGUUAGUUCAACUCUAGUAGACCCAGGACUGGGACCCCUAACCCUAACCUCACAGGUUAGUUCAACUCUAGUUGACCCAGGACUAGAACCCCUAACUCCACAGGUUAGUUCAACUCUAGUAGACCCAGGACUGGGACCCCUAACCCUAACCUCACAGAUGCCUUAUUGCAGCCGUACAGUGUACUACCAUCAGCAGGCUCCCGUGUCCCCUAGCCACUACUGCUCAGAGGAAGAGGGACCUGGGGGCCAUAGCCCCACCCUGGAGGUGUCUGAGGGAGAGGAGGACUACGGAGACCAUAUCCCCUCUGGGGGAGACUCCAGUAGCAAGAGGAAGAUCCGGCUGUACCAGUUCCUCCUGGAUCUGCUGAAGAAAGGAGACAUGAAGGAUAGCGUGUGGUGGGUGGAAAGAGAGAAAGGAAUCUUCCAGUUCUCUUCUAAACACAAGGAGACUCUGGCCAAUCGAUGGGGCAUGCAAAAAGGAAACAGGAAGAAGAUGACCUACCAGAAGAUGGCCAGGGCCCUGCGGAACUACAGCAAGACGGGAGAAAUCAAAAAAGUCAAGAAGAAACUGACCUACCAGUUCAGUUCAGAGGUACUGAGGAAAGUCUCAACUACAGAGAGGAGGCACUUCCCUCACUAAGGAUACCAGAGAUUGUUUAUGUAAUGGUUCUUUAUACAGGCUUUGGGUUUAGGUCUACCCUCACUGAUAUGCAUUGCAAAUAGGACAAUCAAAUCAAAAAUCUAAUUCGAUUGGUCACAUAAACAUGUUUAACAUAUGUUAUUGCGGGUGUAGCUAAAUGCUUGUGUUCUUAGCUCCAACAGUGCAGUAAUAUCUAACGAUACACAAAAAUACACACAAACCUAAAAGUUAUAAUGACUUUUCCCUGUUCACCCACGACUGCGUGGCCAAACACGACUCCAACACCAUCAUUAACCUUUCUGACGACACAACAGUGGUAGGCCUGAUCACCGACAACGACAAGACGGCCUAUAGGGAGAAGGUCAGAGAACUGGCAGUGUGGUGCCAGGACAACAACCUCUCCCUCAAUGUGAGCAAGACAAAGGAGCUGAUCGUGGACUACAGGAAAAGGCGGGCCGAACAGGCCCCCAUUAACAUCGACGGGGCUGUAGUGGAGCGGGUUGAGAGCUUCAAGUUCCUUGGUGUUCACAUCACCAACGAACUAUCAUGGUCCAAACACACCAAGACAGUCGUGAAGAGGGCAGGACAAAACCUUUCCCCCCUCAGAAGACUGAAAAGAUUUGGCAUAGGCCCCCAGAUCCUCAAAAGGUUCUACAGCUGCACCAUCUAGAGCAUCCUGACUGGUUGCAUCACCGCCUGGUAUGGCAACUGCUCGGCAUCUGACCGUAAGGCGCUACAGAGGGUAGUGCGAAGGGCCCAGUACAUCACUGUGGCCAAGCUUCCUGCCAUCCAGGACCUAUAUAAUAGGUGGUGUCAGAGGAAAGCCCAUACCAUUGUCAGAGAGUCCAGUCCCCCAAGUUAUAGACUGUUUUCUCUGCUACUGCACGGCAAGCAGUACCGGAGCACCAAGUCUAGGACCAAAAGUCUCCUCAACAACUUCUACCCCCAAGCCAUUAGACUGCUGAACAAUUUUUUUAAAUCGCCCCCGGACAAUUUACAUUGACACCCCCCGACUCGGGACCGGUGCCCCUGUAUAUAGCUGCGUUAUUGUUAUUCUUAUUGUGUUACUUUGUAUUAUUACUUUUUAUUUGAAACUACUUGGUAAAUAUUUUCUUCUUCUUGAACUGCACUGUUGGUUAAGGGCUUGUAAGUCAGCAUUUCACGGUAGAGUCUACACUUGUUGUAUUUGACGCCUAUGGCAAAUAAAGUUUGAUUUGAUUUGACUGUC